ACCAUUUUGUACUACAUGGUAUACAUUCCAUGCAGAUUUGUUUAUAUUUAUUUUGUUUUGAAUUCAUCUUGAUUCCGGUGAUUGUCAAGUUAUUCAUGAGAAAACAUAACAUCGAUUAGCAUUGCGUACCGAAUUCGCAAUGUCGCAGGAUCAAAAACCUUUGAUCAACACCAUUAACACCCGGCAGACACGUCCACCUGUUGAUUCUGAAUACAGUGACAGUUCAUCGACAUCAUUUUCCGAUUCUGCCAGUUACGACAGUUAUGCUCCCGAUUGGAGUGAUUGGAUCGACGAGGACGAUGGCAGUCUCUUCUACAUCGAGUACAAUUUUCAAACAAUUUCGCUGGCUAAACAAACGAAUGAAACUCAAUUCAAUGAUGCAAAUGGGCCGCGUAGUUCGAAUUUCAGCCGUGCCCUUUCAACGACUACGUCAACUAGGCGAAGCAAAAAGUCGGGUAGUAAGUUGGCAAAGCUGAUCAAUCGCAAUUUGAAGCCAAUGAACAAGGACACGAGCGUGAAGACAGCAAAGCCUGGAAAUUCCGAUAGUGCAAAGGUGAAAUUCAGUGAGACCGCUGAGGGUGAAGUGAAGAUUGUAUCGGUUAUGAUCGAUCCGUCAGUACGCCACAAGUACGGUAGACGAUGUACCGUCUGUGAGGCGUUGCUAGGUGUGGUAACAUCAUUCGCCGAAGGCAAACGAGUCAUCAUCGAUGGAUUCCGUCCCAAUUCCCAGCUAUCUCUGAACAAAGUGAUUAAAGUGGGCGAUUGGUUAAAGGCAAUCAAUGAUGUGGAAGUGAGCACGGACACAAUCGAUUCGGUUUUGUUGAAUUUCCAAGGGCCAACGGAAGUCAGGUUGUCAUUGCAACGAACCGUCGCUGAAGAGUCCAUAAUCGAUCAUCAAAAUGUCGUGAACAAGGUGACCAGUCUGGACGAGUUUGUGGCCAAUGCAGGGCUGAUUUUCGAUUCGAAUAAGUGGGACACUGACGACAUGAUCUUUUCGGUCAUGUACAUGACGAUGAAGAAUUCCGAUGAACAGAGUUCCGAUGGCCAGGACGUGCUGUUUUGCUAUCCUGUUAAGGAGAAGAACUGUCUCUACACAUCCAGGGGAUCGUUCUUAACGCUGAGUUCUUUACUUCUCUCAACGUUCAAAACAUCUCCGGUUGCAACAACAAUGCAAGUGAACAAUCAAGAUUAUCAUGUCAUCUACCUGGCUUAUGAAGAAGACUUACUUAUCGUCGCCCUGUCAUCAAACUAUGCCACCCUCCAAGAAGCAAAACUCAAAACAACCGAGAUUGUGCGAUGCAUUGAAUGCUUGCACCAAACCGUACCGACCGCCAUCGUUCAUGAUCACAUGUGGCAGAACAUACUCUCGAUUGUUUCACAAAUUUAUCUCAGUCGUGACACUACCGACAAUGUUCUCUUCGAGCAGGCAUUACUCGAACCGCAUUACGUUCCGUUACCGAAGGAGGCGCAAAUUCGCAUCGACGAUGCUCUGGGCGAAAUGCUAGCCAUGGACUAUCGGGAAUGGAAUCAAGACGAGCCGUUGAAGUCGCAUCGAGAAUUUUUCAUGAUCGGCUGUUCGCUGUACUUUAAAUCGUAUCUGCUAGCUUCACAUUUGCCGCCGGUUGACUUAAUUGACAUUGAGGCCUAUCUGCGCGUUUUCGGAAUAUUUAAUGUGCUCGAGUCACAAACGGUUAAAGAUAUGGUGCUGUGGCGAGAAAUUCAUCCGAAGAGUGUGGAACGAGGUCUGGUUCAGAAGGAUCACAUUUAUGGAAUACCGAAGGGACGCUGGUUCUUAGCUGUUUGUGCCAGAUAUCACACUCUUCUAGCUGUCAUUCUGGAAUCACGUCAAAUGACAUCCGGCGACGAGCAACUGUGCAUCACACCGUCGCCAUUCUACAUCGAAGAAAUUCAAGACACUUUGGAGCACCUACGAACCGGCGGCGUGGAAAAUCUGGCCGUUACAUGGAUUAGCUCCAAUAAGCGACCGCAAGUUAUCCAAGAGAACAACGAAAAUCCAAUGGGCAACACCAACCCGGAAUCACAAUCCAAGAAGACCGAAAUCAUUUCCAUUUUGAAACGUCGCAAUAAUUCGACCGAAAAUGUUAGCGAAUUUUCGAAGCCUAUUCCAUCGGCUGGCGGAUCGUCAGUGAACAGUCAAACGUUUAGCGAUGAUUCGAAUCACAAAUUGGACGACGAUGAAAGCGAUUCGGAUUGGGAUGGUUUUCCAGAUCGGAGCAGUAGCGGUUUUGAUGUGUCGGAACUGACGGAGACAUUUUUAAAGGAGGUGUCGGAUGUGAUACCGAGCAAGGUAACUGCUGGUCGGGAGAACGUCCUUUUUCACUACGUUCAGCUGGAGAUCGGUCAAGGUGUUUUGUUGUCGUCGACCGGUGCUUCUAAAAGCAGCACAAUCAUAAAAUCUUUUCGCAAAGCGUGCCUUCUCAUCCACACAAUACUGCAGAACACAAUUCGUUUCCGCUUUCUUCUGUCUCAAGAGAGCAACAACAAGCCGAACUGGCAUCGAUCUUUGGUCGCCAUUAAAGAGCACGGUAUCCUGAUCUCUAUAGACGACCCGGAAAAUGCGAAUGAUCCCGUUGAAUUUUGGGUUAUUGGGCGCUUGUUUUCCACGCCACCGAAGGAGUUGUAUGUUUGUCAUCGAGCUGAUGUACCGCAAAACUUAGUUGAAUUGGCGUUCCGUUUGUCGCUCUAUUCAGCUGGCUGAUUCGGUAAUUGGACCUCUUGUAACGACAACGAUGUGGACCACACGUUAAUUAGUUGGAAAGGGAUCAGCAACAGAUCCAAGGGUUCUUUAGGCUUCGUAAUGCUUUUCUUUUCCUUUUCUUUUCCUUUUUCGGUUUUUCUUAGGCAGACGUGGAAAUUACGCGUGAGCUCGAGAAACAGGUUCUCGGGAAACUCUUUCGAGAAAAAAUUUUGUUUCCAGGAACGGGAAAUCAAUUUUUAGGACGCAAACUAAGACAAGAAGUCAAUUCUCCUUGUUGAAAAGGUCUUGCAAUUUUUGAUUAUCGCCCAAAACCACUUACAGUGGAAGUGUGACGCAAGUCCUGUUAUCC
Messenger RNA from Bradysia coprophila, 3068 nucleotides. It is a transcript of the gene in, whose product is annotated as inturned planar cell polarity protein. The record is from RefSeq and is a predicted model, not a curated record. Gene Ontology annotation, biological process: nervous system development; establishment of planar polarity; vesicle-mediated transport. NCBI's taxonomy places the organism in Eukaryota, Metazoa, Arthropoda, Insecta, Diptera, Sciaridae. Gene Ontology annotation, cellular component: cilium; cytoplasm.